Molecule: messenger RNA, 504 nt
Organism: Colletotrichum destructivum
Lineage: Eukaryota; Fungi; Ascomycota; Sordariomycetes; Glomerellales; Glomerellaceae
Product: Putative rmlC-like cupin domain superfamily, rmlC-like jelly roll protein
Exons: 2
Coding region: 1-504 (167 amino acids)
Source: RefSeq, a predicted model, not a curated record
AUGUCUGCUCCAGACUCGUCAGCCUUUGCCACGCCGCAGAACCAGCCCAUUGUUGUCCGUGCCCGCGACGACCCAGUAGAGGUGCUGAACUUCGGGCCCAUCACAGGGCGAAUCCUAGAAGAUGGCUCCCGCACUGAAAACCGACUCGCCACUAUCCACUUCACGCUCGCCCCCUCUGCCGCGGGCCCGCCGGCCUUGUGGCACGAGAUGCAUGACGAGACAAUCCUGGUGCUGUCCGGGACGUUGCGAUUUCGUCUCGCGGGCGGACGCACGUUGGACUGUGUAAAGGGGGACUAUGUUGUCUUCCCGCCGCGGACACCCGCGACGUUUGAGAAUCCGAGCGGAGAGGAAGAAGCCGUGUUCGUCAACACGUUCACGCCGGCGUACUAUGUCGGGUAUUUCCGGCUGCUGGCGAAGCUGGCGGCGGAGGGUGUCGAGAUGACGCCGAGAGUGUACGAGAUGGCGAUGGCGAGGUAUGCGACGGUCGCGGCGCAGGGGAUCUGA